UUCAAAAUCUCCAUUUUUCAAACUCAAUUUUUUUCUUUGAGUUAUCGAAAAUGGCAACUGCUGUGAUGGCUUCUCUCCCUCGAUUCACUGGUUUAAGGCCUUCUUCUUCAUCAACUUCCCCAAUUCAAUCCACGGUGUCAUUUCAACCAAUGAAGCCCAAGGGAAAGGGAAAGGGAAAGGGAAAUGGAGCUCUAGGCGUUCGUUGUGAUUUCAUUGGCUCGUCCACAAAUUUGAUAAUGGUGACUUCGACAACUUUGAUGUUGUUUGCUGGUCGAUUUGGAUUGGCACCAUCAGCAAACAGGAAGGCUACUGCAGGACUAAAGCUUGAGGUAAGGGAUUCGGGACUUCAAACAGGUGACCCUGCUGGCUUCACUCUUGCAGAUACAUUGGCUUGUGGAACCGUUGGUCACAUUAUUGGUGUUGGUGUUGUUUUGGGGCUUAAGAACAUUGGAGCCAUCUAGACUUUUCUUCAUAAACAAAUUAUCAUGUUAAUAACAUUGUCGUAAUUGCUUUCUCCUUCCAAUUAUGCAUGUUUUGUUAUGGAGUUCAACUCUUUUUUUUUUC
Molecule: messenger RNA, 564 nt
Organism: Cynara cardunculus var. scolymus (artichoke)
Lineage: Eukaryota; Viridiplantae; Streptophyta; Magnoliopsida; Asterales; Asteraceae
Product: photosystem I reaction center subunit psaK, chloroplastic
Exons: 3
Coding region: 51-461 (136 amino acids)
Biological process (GO): photosynthesis
Cellular component (GO): photosystem I; membrane
Source: RefSeq, a predicted model, not a curated record